GUUCCUUUAUAUCCUUGCAGUUGUGAGUUAAACUCAGAAGGGAUCGCUCUGGGGAAGGCAGGUAUUGCUGCCCUCUGUCACAAAAGGUAGCAUAGACAUCUGCUGUUCUGCUGCCCUGCCAGUUCUUAAUCUUGCAUGUGAAGCAAACCAGGAUGGCAAAUGGUUUACUGCCAGGCACUGUGCUGUAAAACUGUGAUAGAUCAGCUCCUAGUUAAUGAGCAGCUCAGCUCUUAGGGAAGAUGACGGAACUUAGAAAUGAGUUGAGAGGGAAGCUGGAGCUGGAAACAACUACAGCUUUGUUGUUCGCAUGGCAGUUCUUAAUAUUCUGUAUAAGGCCUAUCUUCAGAGCUCUCCUUUUCUGUUUUUAAAGGACCACAAUGAUUGAUACAUUGCCUGUUAGUUAAUGUGUUUACUGUUGUAAAAACAAACUCAAAAAUGCCUUCCCCAUCGCCCCCCCACCCAAAAACCCAUGUAGUUCUGCACAAUAGUAGUGUUGGGUGGCUCCACAUAAAUGUGGUGUUUUUUUAUUUCAUUAGAGUAUUUUCCUUUACUUUGUUCACUAGAUUUGUUUCAGGAGGAAUACAGCUGCUACACAAAGAAUAAUGCCAGAAGUUUUAAGAGGGUUAAUGCGGUACUGUAGAACAAGGAAUGUCCAAGCAUGAAAGCAAGUAUUUCUUGUCCUGUUGUACCUUUGUGCUCUCUCUUGUGGUACUGUUGCUGGGUUGUACUUGAAGUUUACAUUCCAUAUCACGUUAAGCAUUGUUGCAUUGUCUCGUCUCAGAUACCCCUUCUCAGUCUGCUGGCUUUGAGGUCUUCUGUGUUACUCUACUUUUCAGUCCAUCAACCUUGUUUUUGUUCUUCCUGCACUUUAUCUGAACUGUUUUGUAUCAGCAGUACAUAUCAAAACACAGCAAUUGCUGGGAGAAAUCAAUGAGCACUAGGAGGUAUAAAUUAUUGGAAAGAAAAUUAAUGGAACUGCUUGUGCAUUGACUAAAGAUGGAUUAUGUUGAUUGCGGGGCUAGGGAACGAUGUAUUGCUCAAUCUAUUUUGGUUAAAAAAAAUAAUAAGGAAAUCAUGCCAUAGUUUAAUCUCUGAGUCAUCUUUAUCUGCUAUAUGCAUAAAAUACUUCUUGUUUGUUUUAAGGUCCACUAAAAUACUUUUCUUCUUUCAUGGUGUAACAUAACUUCUUUCCAGUGAUGCUCUAGGAAUCUGUUCCUCAGGAUCAGUGUGCAGUUCCAACCUGUAAGUGAACUACCAUACUUUUGUUGAGGCAAGAUGUGGCAGUUGCAGUAGUUAUUUGUAAUUAUAAAAUAGGCAGGUUAGAACUCAGCUGUCUCUGAAAUGGGAUGCCUGGCCAGUUUGAUGAAAUUGAUGCACUUCACCGAUAAAUGUGUUGCUCUUUGGAAAGAAGAAUUGCAUACAGAUAAUUUUGAACAAAACAAUAGAAACUAACAUAGUGGCUUUUGACAUAAUUAACUAAAAUGUUGUUGAAAACAGUAAUUUUUGUUCUUAAAGUAAGUUAACUUUCUAUGCCAGCCAUUUAACAAGAAAUUCACAUUUGAAGUGUUUUAAAUGUGAAUUUCUUUCUGAAUGAGACAGAGAAGGUGCGAUUAGGAAGUUUUUUGACUUGAAUUCCUGAAGUUAAAAUAGUUACUAAUAUUUUAACUACUUCGGAGAUCUCAUAAGACCCCUUUCUCGAGAAGUGUGUGCUUGUAGUAGUCCCCUUGUUUUUAUUAAAUUCUCUGCUAUUCCUAGAGUUAAGAUUUUUAAUAAUACACAUAGCUUACAGAUGAAUUUAGGAAGGAUUAAUCAAGUGACCUGUUACAGCCCAGACUUUUAUGCUUAAAUACUACAUCAGUAUGAUUUUUUUUAAAUGUAGGUCAUGGGAUUAGCAUCAGGAAAUGUGCACAUUUUGGCAGCGGGGAUGCUAUGCUGUCUUCCAUGAAGGCAGCUUUUAUUCACUGCUGGGGGCAGGAGGAGUCAGCCAUGAGCUGCAGAGCUGUGUGUUACAGGUGUGUGUCCCUGCCAUGAACUUCAUUGCUGUUCUCUGCUGAUCAGUAUUAUAUUUUGAGGGAAUGGCAAACUAUCCUAAAGGUUUAUUUUCAAAUAAAGGGAACGAUGAGUCCUCAGGUAUUAGAAAAUCUGGGUAUGCAAGCAAAAGCUGGUGGUUUAUGCAAAGCAGGUCCAGCUGGAGAUGGAUGAUUGCUCAGUAGAUGUUCUGUGUGGCCUUGCUGCAUGAUAAUAGCCUCUGGCACACUGAGGAUUUUGCACAUGAAGUAAACCUCUAAACUUCUGAAAUAUGGGUUUGUACUCAGAGUUCUGAACUAAAACAAUGAUAUCUUGAAGGGUAUUCUGUAAUGUGUAACUGCUCCUUUGAGUUUCUAGCUAUCUGAUAAAACUGUUUAGAUGGAAAGUGGGGGCUGAUCAAUCAAACUGUGAGGGUAAUUCUUUGUAUGUACAGAAUAGCUCUGAAACGCAGCUUUAAAUUUCAGACUUCUAAUUACUGUUUCCCAGUGGUAUAGCUGGAACUCUGUGUCACUGGCAGUGGUUUGGGAAGGCUGUGUAAUCCCUUGGGCUUUAAGAUAGCUGAUUAUUACCACAGAACAGUAUGCAGGCUGUAAGAAAUAAUGUUUUUAGAAGGAAUUUUAUAAGGUAACUAACUUGCCAUUCCUGGUUCAACUGAUUUUAUAGCUGCCAUGUAGCUUGAUGUCUAGUGUUGUGCUGUGUUGGUUCGGUAGCUGGAACAAAGUAUCUGCACCUUGAAGUAGUAAAUGUCUGCCUGUGUACAACCAUCCUUGCUGACAGUAGGAUCUGUCCCUUUCAGAUGAGUGUAUGAUGUUAAGGAAAACAGGCUACAUUGGUAAAGAAACUUCCUUUUUUUUUUUUAACCUUAGUAGUAAUACUGAUGUUUUCCUAGUGGUUUUGUGUUGUUUUUUUUCCUCUCUAGUGAAAUCAUUUGUCUAAAUUUUCAAAACAACCUCUUAUGUACAAGGAGGAUGUGUUAUGCAAGCCUGAAGUGAUAUAAUGGUUGUAGAUGCUAGGUUUCAGUAGUGUUGACUGAGAUCCGUUUUAAGCUAUACUGAUAAAACCACAACUACGCUCAAAAUGCAUGUCUAUACAGAAGGCUGCAUACACAUUGAUCAAACUCCUCAGCUGCCUCGAGGCUGGGCAACUGUCAGCAUCUCCUCUGAUGAGCAAUGCUCCAAUGUCCUCCUCAUCAUCUGCGUGUGACUGCUCAUGUUGUAGGUUGCUUUUGGUGUGGUUGGCUGUUGCUUUCCAGAAAGCUCAAACUGGAAGGUGCUGCUCCUAAUGCCAAGGAGGUUAAUUUUCACCUCAAUUUUGUACCAGACAAAAUAGCAAAUACUUGAUAAUGGUUCUUAAAUGUGUAACUGUAUUGAGGUCUGGGGUGUUUUCUUUCAUCCUUCCAUCUUCUCUCUCUCGCUUUCACCAACCUUCAGGAAAAACAACCGUAGUUUCGUCUGCAGAAGUUUUUUGGGCAUGGAGACUUGUAGUCUGGUGGGUGUUGGAGCUGAGAUCAAGUUUCAGGUUAAGUUUUUGCCUCAAUAUGGCUGCUUAAUACAUUCAAUUCAAAAGCAUAAUAGAUCAACAGCAGAAAGAGCACAUACCUGUAGUUGGGAAGCUUUACCUGGAAGCAGUGGUGCUUCUGCCUUCUGAGGGUUGCUGCAAUUUUGUAUUUUUAGUCUGGGCUGCUGUGCCUUAUUACUUGGUGCUGAAUGCUGUGGGCAUGGGGAUGUUGGUUGUACCAACCAUUGGUAGGGCUGGCUGACUUCCAGGUGCUAUUGGUGUCAUGGUUUAACCACUUGAGCCACGCUUAAAGUAUUCUGUGGUCCUUCCUGUUCUCUCCUGUUUUAGAAAUCCCACUUCUUGAUGGUGAGAACCUCAAACUCUCAGCUAAGAAGGGUUAUAAGGGCUGAUUAAGGCAGAGUGUGUAUCAAGUUUGUUACACUGAGGAGUUUUUGCUGAGUCAGUACUGUGGUGAAGGAAUGAAGUGGCCUGUAAUUUUCAUGUUGCUUUUACCAGACUAUGUUUUAUCUAAAAGUGGAAAGUUGUGGCAAUUCAAAUCUUUCUUAAGUGGUUUGUCUACUUUUGUUCUUAUAGAUGGAGCUCAUUUAAUGCAGAAGCGAAGAUAUCUCAGUGCCAGGCUUGCAUUCUGCAGGCAUCAUAGGAUGCUUCCAGCACACCUAAGUGAAAAUGGAACCUGCUUUUAGAAAUGAACUGAAGUUUCUGGAAAAGUUUGCUGUUAUGCUUCAUGACUCUUCUUGCAGGCUGGUUAAAGCAGCUUGUUUUUGUUUUUCUUUUCUGCAGAAAGUGUAAGAAUUCUGCAACACCUCUCCUGCAUUAAUGAGGGUGCAGCACAGGACAGUAAUGGUAAUUCUGCCAGAAUUUCACUACAUUUCGUGAUGUCUGCAGUGCGGGUACAUUUUUCUGUCACAACCUCUGGAAGUUGAAUAUUGCUGUUUCUCUCCCCCCCCUAAUGGUGAUAUCAGAUGUGUUUGCUUCCUCAGGGGUGUGGAGAGGGAGGAGAAAUUUGGCUUUUAAGUAAUUUACAUGUUUGACAGCAGAAGUUGGCUUUCUACUGUAGUGAGAGAAAAUAUUUCCGGUUGUUUGAGAGGUGGCAGCAAAGCACACCUUUAGCACAGGAAAAUGAGUGAGCUUGACCAGUUACGCCAGGAGGCUGAGCAACUGAAAAACCAAAUCAGAGAUGCUAGGAAAGCGUGUGCAGAUGCCACCUUGGCUCAGAUCACAGCCAAUAUUGACCCGGUGGGGAGAAUUCAAAUGCGCACUAGGAGAACGCUCCGGGGACACCUGGCCAAAAUUUAUGCAAUGCACUGGGGGACUGAUUCCAGGCUUCUAGUUAGUGCCUCCCAGGAUGGCAAACUUAUAAUUUGGGACAGCUAUACUACAAACAAGGUGCAUGCUAUUCCCCUGCGUUCGUCUUGGGUCAUGACUUGUGCAUAUGCGCCUUCUGGAAACUAUGUGGCUUGUGGUGGUCUUGAUAACAUCUGUUCCAUUUACAACUUGAAAACUCGUGAAGGGAAUGUACGUGUCAGCCGUGAACUAGCUGGGCAUACAGGAUACUUGUCAUGCUGUCGUUUCUUGGAUGAUAAUCAAAUUGUUACCAGCUCUGGCGACACCACUUGCGCUCUCUGGGACAUAGAAACUGGUCAGCAGACAACUACAUUUACUGGGCACACUGGAGAUGUCAUGAGUUUGUCUCUGGCUCCUGAUGCUCGGUGUUUUGUUUCUGGUGCCUGCGAUGCCUCUGCCAAACUGUGGGAUGUUAGAGAAGGAAUGUGUCGGCAAACCUUCACUGGCCACGAGUCGGACAUCAAUGCCAUCUGCUUCUUCCCCAAUGGCAAUGCAUUUGCCACAGGCUCAGAUGAUGCUACGUGCAGGCUUUUUGAUCUUCGGGCUGAUCAGGAACUUAUGGUUUAUUCACAUGAUAACAUCAUCUGUGGCAUCACCUCUGUAGCAUUUUCCAAGAGUGGACGUCUCCUCCUAGCUGGUUAUGAUGACUUCAACUGCAAUGUUUGGGAUACACUGAAAGCUGAUAGAGCAGGUGUCCUUGCUGGUCACGAUAACCGUGUCAGUUGCUUAGGCGUGACUGAUGAUGGUAUGGCAGUGGCAACAGGAUCAUGGGACAGCUUCCUCAAGAUCUGGAACUGAAAAGAGUGGCGGACUCCGUGACUGGAAGAAGUUUCCAACGAUUGAAAAUUAAAAAUGAUAGCAUAUUCAAUCCAACUAUACUAACUUGGACCCCCAUCCUCCCCAACUUCAAAGGGCAAGAUCUUUUCCGUCUCCUGUUGCUGAAAUUGAAGAGCACAAUUACCUUUCCAAGAAGAAUUUCUGUGUUGUAAGCAAAAUGAAAUAGUGCAUUCCUUUUGGGACCAUUUUUUUUUUGUCUUGAGAAUUUAAAAAUCAAACACUAUCAUAAAAGCAUGACCAGAAAAUAAACUUGAGCAUAAUUGUGAAACAGUUAGCUUUCACUGUAGUUUCCAAGUUGAAGUUAAGGACUUUAUCUCACACACUUGCAAAUUUUAAAGUCAUGUUUGUAGCGGGAUUUUUUUCAAGUUUCCUUUUUAAAUACAUUUGUUUAUGUAUUUAAUUGAGCAAAACAAGGGAGUCCUAGCCCAGAGCAUCUGGGGGUUGUUAACGAUGUAAAUUUAGUCCCUACUUUUUUUAUUUUAUUUUCUAGUAUCACAGAUAAUUGUUGCACAAACUUGGCAUAUAUAGGAUAACGUUAAGCAGUAAGGUAACCAAGCACAUGCUGUUCAAGGUAAUGAAUGCUUGUUUAAAGAAUCCUUUCACGUUUUAUGGAUAACAAAUGCAAUCCUUGGUCCCUCCUACCCCCUCUUUUCACCACACUGAUUUUUUUUUAAUCUGUUUUGGUUUUGUCCGCUUGAAAGGGCAGUUUAUAUAUCCUAACACUAUCCUGUAGUCUCAACAACCAGGAAUCUCUGUUUUCAAAAGAGACCUAUCCUACACUUGGGUAUUGAGUCAAUUCUUUGUGUAUGAAAUGAUGUACAAAUCAAUGUUUUGAAAAUAAUGAUCUUGAACUUUCUAAGUUAAACAAAAAAAAAAACCUUUUUUGAUUGUUUGCCAUAUUGGGUGGGUUUACUCUUAGAAUCGCAUGCUGUAGAAAUGCUAAAAAGUGCAUAUUGGACUAAGUCCUUAGAUGUUUUUUUCUUUGAAAAAAUAACCUGUUUAAAAACUGUAACCAUUGUUGCUGUAUUCAUUUAUUGUUGCUACUCUGUGCAUAAAUCUAUGAAGAACUCAAGUAAAAAGCUAUGCACGUUUUGGAGUAGCGUGAUAAGUCACUUUUUUUUUUUCUAAAAAACAAAAGAGAAACAGCCUGUUCAAACAAUCGCUGUCAAAGAUUUUGGGGUGUGGGAGGAGGGAACCUAAACCAUCUUCUUUAUAAAAUCAGUUCCUCACAGCCAGUUCCUCUUGUAGGAUGAGUCCUUUGCAUCUGAUUAGAAUCAUUUUUGUAACAAGCAGGUUUUCCUGGCUUUCUUUUCAAAUAAAAUGUUAAAAGCAGCAGUGUUUGGACAGCGGAUUGUUCUGUUAAACUUUCCUAUCUUCUCACUGUAUCCGGAAAUGCUCCUUCCUAGCAGCAGUAGUAGCUUUUCUCCAUUUUGUUUUUUCUGCAACAUUCUGUACAAAAAUGUGCUGUAAUUGUGCGUUAGGCCUGGAUUUGGCAUAAAAGAUGAAUUCCUUCUUUCUCUCUUUCAUGAAACUACUCUGUAGAGCUUUUUCCACACCCUGUAUCCCUCUUCACCUUUUGUAUUUAAUUUUAAAGUCAGUGUACUUCAAGAAAGCUGGAUGCAAGAUAGAUACUAUAUUAAAAUGUAAUGUUAUUUAAGAUGUAAUAAAGCAGUUUGACAUGA
Molecule: messenger RNA, 7409 nt
Organism: Gallus gallus (chicken)
Lineage: Eukaryota; Metazoa; Chordata; Aves; Galliformes; Phasianidae
Gene: GNB1
Product: G protein subunit beta 1
Exons: 13
Coding region: 4666-5688 (340 amino acids)
Biological process (GO): G protein-coupled receptor signaling pathway
Cellular component (GO): heterotrimeric G-protein complex; cytoplasm
Molecular function (GO): signaling receptor complex adaptor activity; protein binding
Source: RefSeq, a predicted model, not a curated record